GUCCCUCCCCAACAAUGGCCGCCGUAACGACAAACGGUGACGCCGCCGCCGUCCUCGACGAGAUCAAGGCCCCCGCGGGCGUCGUCCUGCCUCCCCGCGAGAUCCGCAACGUCCUCGAAAAGACUGCCGGCUACGUCGCGCGCAACGGCGCCGUCUUCGAAGAUCGCAUCCGCGACAAGGAGCGCUCAAAUCCCAAGUUCAGCUUCCUCAACCCCUCCGACGCCUACCACCCGUUCUAUGAAUGGCGACUCGAGGAGGUUAAGAAUGGGCGCGGUACAGCGAUCGCUGCUGGUCGCGUCGGCGAGGCCGCGCCUCCGCCUCCCAAGCCCCAAGGCCCUCCCAAGCCUGCCGACUUUCAGUUCUCUGCGCGAAUGCCCCGUAUCAACCAGAAGGAUUUGGAUGUUAUUCGACUUACUGCUCUGUUUGUCGCCAAGAAUGGUCGCCAAUUCAUGACUCAGCUGGCUCAGCGUGAGGCCGGAAACCCGCAGUUCCAGUUCCUGAUCCCUAACCACACCUUUCACAACUUCUUCCAACACAUCAUCGACCAGUAUACUGCACUACUACGCGCAAGCGGUCUAGGUGGCGAAGGAGGAAAGGCCCAGGAUGAGCGCACCAAGGAACUCGAGGCCAACAUCCAGGAGAGGUUCCAUGUGUUGAAUCGCGCCAAGCAGCGAGCCGAGUAUGCCAAGUAUCAGGAGGCUGAGCGUCAGAAGAAGGAAGAGGAGGAGGAGAAGCAAAAGGUCGAGUUUGCGCAGAUCGACUGGGGCGACUUUGUCGUUGUCGAGACCAUCACUUUCAACGACGCGGAUGAUCAGGCCAACCUACCCCCUCCGACCAACCUUUCGGAGCUUCAGUACGCCUCCCUCGAGGACCGAAACAAAGCUUCCAUCAGCUCCAACCUCCGAAUCGAAGAAGCCAUGCCCGACGAAGAGACGAGCUACAACGCCCACCCAGCCCAAUCUGGCCCAUCGUAUCCUCUACCCUCUCACCCCCAACAGCAGCCUUACCAACCCGUCCAUAUGCCUCCUCCCUCACAGCCUUAUGGCCCCGGUCCGCAACAACCUGAAAAAUCCGCUCAAGAGGAGGAAGAGGAACGCCGGAUCCAGGAGCGUGCAGAGCAGCAAGCCCGCAAGCAGCAGGCUCAUGCCGAAGCUCGUGGUGGUGCUCCUAUGAAGAUCAAGGAGAAUUAUGUGCCACGUGCGGCGCAAAAGGCAGCAAACAGACAGGGAACUCAGAUGGCUCUGUGUCCCAACUGCAAGCAACAUAUUCCGAUGAGCGAGCUCGAAGCUCAUAUGCGAAUCGAACUUCUCGAUCCCAGCUGGAAAGAGCAAAAGGCCAAGGCCGACUCGCGAUACGCGUCAUCCAACAUGUCCCACGUCGAUGUCGCCAACAACCUCAAGCGUCUGGCUAGUCAGCGCGACGAUGUUUUCGACCCGGUUACUGGCCAGUCCAUCUCAGAGGAUGAGCGUGCGCGGAGAAAGAAGGCGGCGAUUCACAGUUAUGACGGAGCCAUGGAUGCCAAGAGUCAGGCGCAGCUUGGCCAUAUGCACAACGUCAAUGUGGAGGAGCAGAUCCGUGCUAUUCACCAGAAGUUUGCCGACAAGAAGUAAGGCCAUGAUACGGAGAAGCAUCUAUAUGGGCGAAUGAGAGCAAGGAGUUGUCGACGACAUGCCGACAGCUACCUGAUUAGGGAAGGGGACGAAACAAGGUCCACCUUCAUCACGGAUCCUGUAUGAAAGUACGGAUCAAGAGUUUGGCGUUGUAGGAACAGGCCCAAGGUGAGGCACAUCUGGCGUCUGGUGUUAUUGAUUUCAGGGGCUCAUGCGUCAUUGUUUCAGCUCAGUUUCUCGGCGUGCAUUUCGUCUGCGAGUAGCGACGUGGAGGAGUGGUCUCAAGGAAACGGUAGAGCCUGGAAUAUGGCUCUUCACUUGGUUGAUCCCAAACCAGAUCGGGCAUCCUGCCAUACUCCGACGAGGGACUCGAUUUGGAUAUCAGUCUUGAGAGCAGACGGCAUGCUAUGGCCAAGUACCCGUGGCCUGUAUAAGAGACUGAGUUGACCUGUAUCUAGACGACAAUAGCAGGCCGGUGAUGGUCCUCGAAGAGCAUCUCGAGACAAACCUGCCCGUUCCUGGCUUCUCUGCUUAUAAGAGAGGUCAGGUUGCUUGGUCAAAUAGGGCCUAUACUAUAAUUGUGCCUUGUAGCAAGUUAAUGUAACAAUGAUUAUCCUAUUUGUA
Fusarium vanettenii 77-13-4 is the source of this 2234-nucleotide messenger RNA. RefSeq lists its product as uncharacterized. The record is from RefSeq and is a predicted model, not a curated record. Gene Ontology annotation, cellular component: U2-type prespliceosome; U2 snRNP; catalytic step 2 spliceosome. Gene Ontology annotation, biological process: mRNA cis splicing, via spliceosome; regulation of alternative mRNA splicing, via spliceosome. Gene Ontology annotation, molecular function: RNA binding. Lineage: Eukaryota; Fungi; Ascomycota; Sordariomycetes; Hypocreales; Nectriaceae. Bases 15 to 1610 code for a protein of 531 amino acids. The transcript is spliced from 2 exons.